This is a messenger RNA of Argentina anserina (silverweed cinquefoil), 1015 nucleotides long. RefSeq lists its product as uncharacterized. The transcript has 2 exons. The coding region runs from base 338 to 1015 and encodes 225 amino acids. The record is from RefSeq and is a predicted model, not a curated record. NCBI's taxonomy places the organism in Eukaryota, Viridiplantae, Streptophyta, Magnoliopsida, Rosales, Rosaceae.
UUUAAAUUCCCUCUGGGAUGUGAACUUCCUUUCUGGUCAGUCACUCACAUGAAAAUGCCCAAAAUGUGCCACGAUUUAACCUACUUCAUACAGAUCGCCUCCUUUCUUACGCCACAUGUCUUUACGUAAUGGGCAGUGAAAGACACCCCAUCACCUUAAACAACUAAUAUCUGCGAGCAACCAGUUUUUCCCAUGCUUCUAUAAAUAUGCCCUCUUUCAUGGAUAUUCUUCAAAUCUCCAAAGAUCUCGAUCCUUCCACAAACUCGAACCUGGCUUUUCAAGUUGAAAUCAACAGAAUAUAUCUCUUUGUGUUCGGAAAGCACUGGUGAGUUCAAGAAUGGCAAUGGAGUGGUGUCCUCAAACUGCGUUGCAAGCUUACCUCCACACUCUUCACCUGUGUAAAGUUCAAAACAAUCAAGACUGUAGCAGCAGAAGCUGCAUCAUAGAACCAAAAUGCAUGGAGUUCGUAUCAGCUUUGGCAGCUGGGAAGAGAGCAAAGUUAAUCGUACAGAUCACAUCUGAAGGCGUAACACCGCUGACUGUUUCACUGGCGGUGGCCGCAAAGCAGACCGGAGGCCGCCUCAUCGUCUGCAUUACUCAGCCUCUUAAUCAUCAUCACGAAUAUGUGGAGAAUAUGAGCAAAACCCUGUUUCUGGAAAAUGGUCUUCAAGGUGUUGUUGAAUUUGUUUAUGGUAUUGAUCCAUGUGUGGUACGGGUGGUGAAGCAGCUGAAGAAUAUUGAUUUUGCGGUCAUCGACUGCAAGGUUGAAGAGUACUUAAAGUUGUUAAAGAUUAUGAAUCUAAAUCCAAAGGGUAGCAAUGUGGUGCUGAAUAAUCUUCAUCACUCUAUAAGGGGGUGUGGAGGUGUGUCUCCUGAUCAGGUUUUUAAGGAAAAGAAAGGGUAUCACUACGUGACACUACCUAUUGGAGAGGGGAUGGGGUUGACACGAUUCAGAUCAAAUGGCAGGUACCAGAGCAAGAAAUACAAGAGGUUCCAUGUAACAUAUGAAGCUUGA